Molecule: messenger RNA, 1185 nt
Organism: Eremothecium sinecaudum
Lineage: Eukaryota; Fungi; Ascomycota; Saccharomycetes; Saccharomycetales; Saccharomycetaceae
Product: HCL114Cp
Exons: 1
Coding region: 1-1185 (394 amino acids)
Source: RefSeq, a predicted model, not a curated record
AUGGUUCAUGUGCAAAAUGUUAGAAACAAUGGAAUAGGUGGGAAUAACGGCCAUACAAAUCCACAAUUACGACAAAUAUUUGAACUUAUAUAUAAUGGAAGGGCUGUUGGCACGGUGACAUUGCGGCAAGACCUUCCGAGACAUGGUUCAAUUGAUCCUAAUAAUGUUGUUUGUACUCUUUUGGAACUGUAUCAGUCAAUACCAUGCGAUAUUCCUCUUAUUAAGACCCACUCUAUCGCAGGCUGGGUAUUUUUAAACGAGGUAGAGCCUGGGAACUUGAUUGUGUGGGGUAGGAAUGAUAUGCAUCUUUUGGUUGAUCCAAUGGAUAUCUCUGCUCCUCAGGAGCAAGGAGCGUUGUUGGGCGGCGUCGGGUAUAGUCAAUGGGCAGAGUUGGAGGAGGUGGCGGGGGUGGGAGAAAAUAUAGAACGCAGUGGGAAUCCGCAUUCAACAAAUCAUAUGGGAGAUUUAGGAGGGCAUGGGCUAAUUUCGCAUGUUGGCCAGCACCGUAGUGAUGGGAUUUUUACUCUUACAAGGUUUGAUUCCGCGCCGCCUAGUAUAAUUGAGUUUCAGACCCCAGAACAUACUAAGGAUUAUAUACAGAGGGUUUACGCGUUCCAGCAGCAUAUAGGUAUUGUCUGCCUCAAGACGAAGGAUUAUAAGGGCAAAGUUACGAGAAUUGACUUUGGGUGUGAAUUCUAUGGCACACGAGCGGGUAAGAAUAUGACUCCUUCCGAGUCGUCUCCCGGAAGUGGAACCACUACCGGAGAUUCUGAUGAGCAUCGCAGAAGGUCAACGCAUCAUCUUGGUAGUGGGACACGAAGAUGCCCAUUUUUCAUCAGGUACAGAUACCGGUCCUCCAAAGAUAACUACUAUCUCGAUGAGGGAUGCUCCACUCUCAUCCACGACCAUGAAUGUGUUGAUGUUUGGAACUACAACACUAACAAACGCUUGUUGAUCAAGGAAUACAAGAAACAACUCGUACAACUUAUGAUGUCGGGAGAAAACAUUUCAUCUGGAGAUAUAAUUGGAAUUUUAGUAAGUGAAGCUAGCAAGGACGAUCUCUACAAGGGCUACUUCUCCAGUAAUACAAGAAAAAAAGAAUUUGCUAAAGCUAUGAGGAAGAAUUGCGAAUACUUUCGGCGCUCAUUCUUAGAUAAAAGGAGCUACGAUUAUCAAAUCUCCUGA